Asterias rubens (European starfish) is the source of this 681-nucleotide messenger RNA. Its product is annotated as iron-sulfur cluster assembly enzyme ISCU, mitochondrial-like. Bases 106 to 588 code for a protein of 160 amino acids. Gene Ontology annotation, molecular function: ferrous iron binding; 2 iron, 2 sulfur cluster binding. The transcript has 5 exons. The record is from RefSeq and is a predicted model, not a curated record. NCBI's taxonomy places the organism in Eukaryota, Metazoa, Echinodermata, Asteroidea, Forcipulatida, Asteriidae. Gene Ontology annotation, biological process: iron-sulfur cluster assembly; intracellular iron ion homeostasis. Gene Ontology annotation, cellular component: cytoplasm; mitochondrial matrix.
CUAAAGUUGCAUAAACAAGAAAUCGGUAGAACUUGCGUAGCAUUCGUGAAACUUCUUAGCCUUGUUUUCCAUAUUUCAUCUUCUAGAAACAAUCAGAAGUUCAGAAUGUCGAUUGCUCGACAGCUCGGGAAGUCGCUCCGUCCACUGCUGCAGUCGAGAAUUGCAACCUGUGCAUCGGAAGCGUCUUAUCACAAAAAUGUCAUCGACCACUACGAAAACCCAAGGAACGUGGGUUCUAUGGAUAAGAACGAUGAUUCUGUUGGAACUGGUCUUGUUGGCGCCCCAGCAUGUGGUGAUGUCAUGAAACUUCAGGUCAAAGUUGACGAGAAUGGAAAGAUUGUUGAUGCAAAGUUCAAAACGUUUGGCUGUGGAUCUGCAAUAGCAUCAAGCUCUCUGGCAACAGAAUGGGUCAAGGGAAAAUCGGUUGACGAUGCACUGAAAAUCAAGAACACAGACAUCGCUAAAGAACUCUGUCUUCCUCCAGUCAAGCUCCAUUGCUCAAUGUUAGCUGAAGAUGCCAUCAGAGCAGCUUUGUCAAACUACAAGGUGAAGAGAGAGGGAAAAGCCAAGGCACAGGUGGCCAUUUAAAUCAGAGAACGACUUGACGUCACAGAGCAGUUAAUCGUUGUGGCAGUGCAAAAGCUUUGCAUCUCUUAAAAUCGUAUUUAUCUUAAAAACACA